Molecule: messenger RNA, 6334 nt
Organism: Cheilinus undulatus (humphead wrasse)
Lineage: Eukaryota; Metazoa; Chordata; Actinopteri; Labriformes; Labridae
Product: G patch domain-containing protein 2-like
Exons: 10
Coding region: 162-1586 (474 amino acids)
Source: RefSeq, a predicted model, not a curated record
UUUUGGUCCUUAUCUGCACGUAACACUCCGCCGAAGAGCUGGGAUGUUUUGCAGGAGCGUCACAGAGACGAGCAGACUUCUGAUUGGCUGGAGCACAGGGCGGAAGUGCGUCUGCUGUCCCAGCUGUGCCGAAACAAAACAAGACAAGCUGCGACUGCACCAUGAUGGAUGAGCUGGUGCAGGACCUGGUGUCAGCUCUGGAGCAGCCCUCAGAGCAGAGAAAGCUAUGGGAGGAAAUGGUCCUGAGUCCACUGCAGCGACGCCGGCAGAUCCGCCGUCGCAGAGGCCGCAAGCGCUGCCGUGAAUCCACCCUCUAUUCACUGGAGCACAGACGAUACUGGAUUGAGGCCUCAGAGUCCAGCUUGGACGAGGCUAGAGCAUACAGGGACAACUCUUCUUCAACCAUCGCUGUCUCAGUGGCAAACUGCAGUGACUCUGAUGAUGUGACCUCAUCUAGCCGAUGGCGCUCUGCUAUGAGAGGCCCAGUCAGGACUAGACAGCCCUCCUGGCCCGAGUCUGACUCCUUUACUGAAAACAAUCCAGGACGGCAGCUUAGGAGACGGAGAAAGGUCAAACGGAUGACCUCGGACAUCACAGUUACAUUGCAGCAGAAGUUGAGGGUUUCAGGUGUAGAUAGGAGGCGGAGACACAGGUCUUCUAGGAUUCGGCAACUGUCAGGGUCAAAGAAGAGGACUGAUGGUUGGGUGAGAGCUGACCGUCAGACUGAGGGAGGGAGACGGAUGGGAAAUGAGUGCUGGAAGAGGAAGAUGACCAAGGAACAUCGAGAUGCUGCGGAUGAAAAUCUGUCUGAGGGGGAAACCAGCAGCACAUGCAGCAGUGACCCCGGCCUCUUCACUAAUGAUGAAGGAAGACAAGGUGAUGACGAGCAGAGUGAUUGGUUCUUUGAGGGGGACUGUGGAGUCGGGACGGGUGUGGCCAGCCUGCUGCCCAGCUGGGACUCAGACAACCAGCUUUCCCUUGAGGAUAACCGUCCUUCUCCCACCUUCUUGCAGCCUGCACGGCCCUCUCACAGAGGAAGUCGGUAUCAUUCACGUCUGAAACGAGUGCCUGGCUCUGCUGCUUCCUGCUGCAUUAGAAAGGAUAGGAGGAGGCUUCCCAGCAAGGCAAACAACAUGCCAGUGUUUGUUAAAAGGCUCAGACCCUUUUCCCAAGAUCCCUACCAGAGAGACUUUUGGCUGCCUUCUGUUGGAAAGCGAGAGAGAGGCCAGUUGAAGCCUUUGUGUCCUAUUGACAUGGUGUCACAGAGCUCCAGUCUCAGAUGUUCCUCCUCUGUCUGCACGAACAGGCAGACUAGCGUCUCUCUGGGACUGUUGAGCACAGGAGAAUCCAGGAGGAGGGAAACAGAAGGUGUGACCAUCACAACAUCAGCUAGCUACCCAUUUCAUAGGGAUCACCAGAGAGAGGAGGCACAGGGAGCCAGAAACAUCUCCACCCAAGAGGCUGUUGGACCAAAUGCAACUCUUUCACAGUCCUCUGCUUCCGCAAAGCCGGAGAGUUUGUCCAUGAGCGAAGCACAACAAAGUCUGGAGGAGCGUGCUGAAAGAACUCAAGAAAGAAAAGACUAAACCUCCUCUUGCUGCGCAAUCUUUAAAAAAACAACAAAACAAUCAUCACUCCUCAAAUCAGCAUGUUACUGCUACAUCCAGUAUUUCCAGGUAUUGUAUUAAGCAUGACAAAUGUUAAUGCAAUCAAGCCUUGUUAACCCUCUGCCAUCUCCUUGAGGAAGAAAGCAGCUUCAAGAGGCUCCUCAUUCGACUCAAGACUUGACGGCUCCUCCUGUUUCCACACGUACAAUCUCCAGGCCACCUGCUACCACACAAUCCAGCAAUUAUGUCCUCUUUAGUAGCACAGGGUUUGUCAGUAGGAAGAGAGUCAGUGGCUGUGCAGGUUUUUGCAGCACGUAGUUUGCUCAGAGACACAUUCCAGCUUCAGAAUGUUUAGCUACCACAUGCUGCUAAAGUUCAGAAAGGCGACCACCGGUAGAGAGUGGCACAAAGUACAGGCCUCCUAUUAGCAUGGAUUUAAAAAAGCUACAGUUUGUACAAAGGCACUCAUUAGCACAACACAGAGGAAGUGUGGUCGUGGUCCUCGGAGGCCCGCCUCUGUUCUCCUCAGCUUACCUUCCAUAUUCAAAUUUGCCCAAAUGUAUUUAAGUUCAAGGCCUGCUGCAAAAGCGUUUGAACAGGCUGUUUUUCAGCAGCGGUGGAUUAGUCGCUUUUGGGGCUGUGCAGAGAAAAGAAGUCAGAGGAGCUGCUGGAGAUAGGAGAGGAGAGUCUUACAACGUCUUUUCACCUACCCUUAGGGUAUACAUUUCCACGACUCCAGCAUCAUCAGAUGCAUUAAAAGAUCAAUGGAGGCAUACAGUGAGAUCAAACACAGCUGGUAAACAAGCAGCACUUACAGAAAAAUGCAUUUUUAUAGGGGCCAAGUGGAGUUGGGUUUUCUGGUCCUGAAUAGAGCUGAUAACUUGUCAUCUUUAUGAACACAAGCAUACUUCUGCACAUAGUAACAUCAUCUCAGCUGGCAUGAAUUCAAGAAAUAGUGUUUUACAGUGACAGCUUUUUAAAUAAAAGCUCAUGUCCGUGAUCCUCUAUCACCACAGGUAUGCAUUUUCUAUAGUAAGAAUAAGAAACCUUUUUAGUGAAACAUACCACUAACACACUGCAUGUCUUGUUACACACUUUUAAAGCCUUAUUUAAGAGAAGAAUUGCAUUUAGUAGAAUGAGAUUUGCCAAUUAAUGUGAGUUAUACGUCUGCAAUAAUCCGUCUGAGAAGGCUUUAUGUGAUCAUGUUGGCCAGGGAUGACAUUUAUAAAUGCUGUGUGGGCACACUCGUCUAAAUGGAUGCCUCACACAUGACGUCCUGCCACAGGAAUCAGUCAAAGUGUUGAGGUAGGGAGCAACCCCCAUCCACUCCCUCUAAGAUACUUCCUGUGGACGUUAAAGCCCGAUAGCUGGCUUUUGGUAGACCGGGAACACAUCUGAUUGAUAGGAAUAACACAGGAUGAGUUUGGUAAUUAGAAAAAAGGGAGCAUUUGAUAAAUAUAUUGGUGACUUCUUUGAGAAGUAUGACCCUGGAUGCUGACAAGUAUUGACUGUGUGGUGUUUUAAGGAGCUCCUCUUGCCUUAUCUGUCACUUUGUGUUUUGGUGCCAAGGCAUUGACAGAGCUGCAUUAGAAGCAUGCAUGGGAAAUCACCACACCUGCCUCUUAGGUAAUUAGCAGCCACCAUAACCACGUCUCACACAGACUGUUUGCCCCCAGAAUGAAUUUCCAAUGGCUAGGAAGUGUGGGAAAUGGCUUCCACACAGCCAGUCAAUUGCCCUGUUACAGUUAAGGAAUCCAGCGGCUUGGUACCACUCAUAUUUCAUCCCAGGUAAAGAUUACCUGUCAGGCCCAUGGGAGAUGUAUUGAUCUGUUUUCCUUUUUCCGCCAGCAAUCACCUGACAAAGGCACCUAGGAGGCGAGUGAAUGAGUGAUGCCUGGUCCGUCUGCUCCGCCGUAGUGGCUGCUAGUGUCCACUGAUGGGUGGAGAAGUGAUGAGGAAGAGGAGAGAUAAUGCAGUCAUAAACUCUGUUUGAACCUCCUCUGUAUGCAUGCAGGGCAGCCCCCUUUGGUCCCCUUCAGGUCAUAGGUCAGUGGGGAAUUUGCCUUUUUUUUUGGCUCCUUUCUUGUCAGCAGCGCUUGUUCUUGCUGUGUAGACUGUAGUGAUGAUAGAAACACAUGCAAAAGAGCCUCUCUGGUUCCUGCUGACAAAUACAUGUUGCGAGUCACCAUGGUUCAACUCACUUUGGAUUUCAAAGGGGUUCCAGUUUGAUCCAUGGACCCUGCUCACAAUGAAAUCCAACCUUGUGUGGUCAGGGUUUCUGGUGACUGUCAGUGUGGCAAAGCUGCACCAGCAAGGAUCAGUAUGUUUUGCAAUAUGUCAUGUUUUUGUGGCAGCUAAAAGUAUUUAUAUAUUUGCCUUGUUUGAUUGAAUGUCAGAGUUGAUAUUAUCCAUAAGACAUGCACAUAAAAUGUGUUGUAUUUAUGCAUAAUUACAAGUCAAUUAAUUGAGGAUUUAAGGCUGAGGACAUUAAAUACAUAAAUUCAAUUUCAUGAAAGAUAGUAGAAAAGAUAUGUCUCUAUUUUUCACUGUCAUAGUUCUAAAUUUCAUUUACAAGGAUUUAACUAUAUCUCCCUGUUAUCAGGGCUCUUAGGCAGCUAUCCACAUUUGAUACUGGUACAAAUAGCAUCUUAUCUCACAGGCUCUUAUCGUAAUAUUUAAUAGCAGCAGAGGCAUGCCUAAUUGCUUUGCAAAUGAUCUAAAGAGGAUUACUCCUCCCAAAGAAAGCCUGCACCGUGUCACUAGAUGUUAGAGAGACAUUAUCACAAUGAAAAAACUCAAUUUGACCUGCAGUGCAGUGUUCAUGAACUCUUGUCAAAAUAGAUGUCAGCUUGAGGUUGAUACUCUGCUUUUAAUGAACCCUGUUAGAACAUAAUCUGGAAUAGAUAUUUGUGGAUGUAAACUAUUGCAAGUUUAUCAUUUGAGUGUUUUAGAAUCUGAUGAAACAAGAUUUUGUAAUUAUGUAAUGUCUUGUCUUUGUGUCAGGUGAUGUCGUAAUCAUGUCUCUGUGUUACCGAUAUUUAUAAAGGUUACUACAGUAUCUAUUUCAAAUGCAGAAUUUGUGGGCAAUAAAUGAUUGUACAUGAUUGUGUUUUUUUCAAGGGUGUGUAGAUUGAUCAAGGAUAAAUUCUAAGUACAUUUUUCCUUUUCUGUGUUAGUAUUACAAAGUAGAGAGUGACUGAACUAUGAAGAGAUACAGGGUGAUUAUAUGCAACAUAGUUUUACAGGAAUGUCAUGUUUCCAAUACAUGCUGUGCAUCACAACCAAUCAACACCAAGAUUCAUGAGGUAGAAUGAUUUAAAAAUCAUUGUCCUGUCGUGGAUAUUUGACACAUUUUAAAAUGUUCUCAAUGAUUAAUUAAUUUGUCUAAAGACUGAUGUAAUCUUCAGGAGUGCCUACAACUGAGGGAUAAAAAAUUAAUCAAUAUAAAUGCUUAAAAGGCUAAUCUGCAAUUCAAUUAUUUAUGUACAUAAAUACAUAUGACUUGUAAUUGUACCUGCAAGGCAUUUAAUUUUUCCAAACUUGAUUUAAGAUUUUACAAUGUACAUUUUAGGGCAAACAAACUGGUAGAUGCAUGCAAGCUGCUCAAUGGUAAGAGAGUGACAUAAAGGAUGCAAUGAAACAGAUUAUUAGUAAGAAAAUGUUAAAAUUAACACUUAAAAUGUUACAAAAUAAAUUACAAAUCUAUAUUUGAAUAAAUUAUUCAUACAUAAAACUUUGAUAUGUUGCAAGGUUACAGUAUUAUAGCUAACUAAAACUAAAUAAAAAAUAAAUUGCAAAAUUGUUUGAGUUAACUGGAACUGCAACAAGAAAAACAGAAUCAGAAGGACCUUCUAGAUUAUUAUAGAAAAAUACAGUUUGCAAAGGUUUCCUGAGCCUUCAUUCUCUCACUCUGGUUUGGUACACACAACCACAAUCAUGAGGAAGACUGCUGACAUGACAGCUAUCCAGAGGACAAUCACUGACACCCUCAACGAGGAGGGUAAGCCACAUUCUCACUGCUGGAAGGGCAGGCUGUUCUCAGAGGCUGUAUCAAAGCAUAUUCAUCUAAAGUUGACUGGAAGAGAAAAGUGUGUAACAAAAGAUGAACAAGCUACUGAAUGAGCUCAGACUUCAAAUGUUUUUCUAACAAAGCAGAUUCAAGAACUUAAGGGAGUGUCACAAGGAUUGGACUGAGGCUGAAGUCAGUGGAUCAAGCCCAGCCCAGGUCCAGGAGUUGGACUACAAGUGUGCCAGUGCCAUCUGCUGAGAAGCUUUAUGAAGAUAUUGAUCUCCUUUUCUAGCAGGACUUGGCACCUGCCCACUAUGAAACCAAAACUACCAGCAUCUACUUUGCUGACCAUGAUAUAACUGCUUAAAUGGCCAGCCAACUGACAUAGCCUGAAUCCCAUCCAGUGGGGAAUUUGCCAAAAGGGAGAUGCGAGAUACCAGAAUCAACUAUACAGACGAGCAGAAGGCUGCUAUUACAGCAACCUGGGCUUCAUAACACCCAUACAGUGCCACAGACUGAUUGCCUCCAUGCCAAAUCACACUGAUGAAAUAGUUUGUGUUUAAGGCGCUCUAAUCAAUUACUGAGUGCAUACAUGAGCAGAAUUUUCCAAAGGUUCUACAUUUCUGUAUUACAAAUCCUUUUUGGUCUGAUGUGUUGUGAUAUUCUAAGUUUGAAAAAAUUGCUUUUUGGUUUCUGUGAGCUGUAAUCAAUAACAUUU